Myotis lucifugus (little brown bat) is the source of this 1105-nucleotide messenger RNA. It is a transcript of the gene NKX3-2, whose product is annotated as NK3 homeobox 2. The transcript is spliced from 2 exons. Gene Ontology annotation, molecular function: DNA-binding transcription factor activity, RNA polymerase II-specific; RNA polymerase II cis-regulatory region sequence-specific DNA binding. Gene Ontology annotation, cellular component: nucleus. The record is from RefSeq and is a predicted model, not a curated record. Bases 70 to 1074 code for a protein of 334 amino acids. NCBI's taxonomy places the organism in Eukaryota, Metazoa, Chordata, Mammalia, Chiroptera, Vespertilionidae. Gene Ontology annotation, biological process: regulation of transcription by RNA polymerase II; cell differentiation.
UCCGUCCAGCUCGGAGCUGCCCCGCUCCCCAGCCGCCCGGCCGGCCGGCCGCUCCGGCCCGAGGCGCAGAUGGCUGUGCGCGGCGCCAACACCUUGACGCCCUUCUCCAUCCAGGCGAUCCUCAACAAGAAAGAGGAGCGCGGCGGACUACCCGCGCCGGAGGGGCGCCGGGUACCAGGGGGCACACCGGUAGCAGUGGCUGGGGCGCCCGCUGUCUGCUGCUGGCGGCUCUUUGGGGAGAACGACGCGGGCGCGCUGGGGGGCGCCGAGGACUCUCUGCUGGCGUCGCCUGCCGGGACCAGAAUGGCUGCGGGGCGGACCGCGGAGAGCCCGGGUGGCUGGGACUCGGACUCGGCGCUGAGCGAGGACAACGAGGGCGGGCGGCGCUGCGCGGACGCGCCUAGGGCCAGUCGGGCCGGCCGUGCGGGAGGGACCCUGGGCCUCAUCCAGCCCGUCUGCGAGCUGCCCGCCGCCAAGGACCUGGAGGAGGAAGCCGUGGGCCGGAGCGACAGCGAGAUGUCCGCCAGCGUCUCAGGCGACCGCAGCCCGAGGGCGGAGGACGACGGUGUUGGCCCGGAAGGCGCCCGCUUGCCCGCGCUGUGCAGCGGAGCCGGAGGCGGCAGCAGCGGCGGCGGGCCGGCGGGCGGCGCGGAGGAGGAGGAGGAGCCCGUGGCGCCGAAGCCGCGCAAGAAGCGCUCGCGGGCCGCCUUCUCCCACGCGCAGGUCUUCGAGCUGGAGCGUCGCUUCAACCACCAGCGCUACCUGUCCGGGCCCGAGCGCGCCGACCUGGCCGCGUCGCUGAAGCUCACUGAGACGCAGGUGAAGAUCUGGUUCCAGAACCGUCGCUACAAGACCAAGCGCCGGCAGAUGGCUGCCGACCUGCUGGCCUCCGCGCCCGCAGCUAAGAAGGUGGCGGUGAAGGUGCUGGUGCGCGACGACCAGAGACAGUACCUGCCCGGCGAGGUGCUGCGGCCGCCCUCGCUGCUGCCGCUGCAGCCCUCCUACUACUACCCUUACUAUUGCCUCCCGGGCUGGGCGCUUUCUACGUGCGCAGCCGCCGCGGGCACCCAGUGAGCCGGCCUGGGGCGAGGCAGCGAGUGAUCCC